AUGGCUGCUGCUGGUGGUGGCGGUGCAAAUCCCAUCCAGGAUCUCUGCCAUGAAGCCACUUGCCCCAUCUGCCUGGAAUAUUUCAAGGAUCCAGUGAUCAUCUCAGGGUGUGGGCACAACUUCUGCCGAGCCUGCCUGACCCGGUACUGGGGGGAGCUGGAAACGGGGGCAUCGUGUCCUCAGUGCAGAUAUACGGCUCAGCGGAACAGCGUCCAGCCAAACCGGCAGCUGGCAAAUGUGGUGGAAAUCGCCAGGAAGCUCGACCUCCAGGGCGGAAAGGAGGAAGGAGGAGAGCAGGGAGUCUGUGAGAUGCUCCAGGAGCCCCAGAAACUCUCCCGCAAAGACCACAAACCCCUCAUCUGUGGGGCAUGCAAUAAAUCCAAGGAACAUGGAAACAAGGUAGGAGGAAAUCAUUCUGGAUCUUGGCGGUGUGUGCGAAAGCUGUCGAUUCCUUUUGGGGAAGUUUUCUGUGGGUUCCCUUGUUUACAUUCUUGCAUUUUGGUAUGCAAAUAAAUGCAUGGGGAAGCCUUACAUUAACUCUUUCCCUCCCUGCUAGGCUCCCAAUUGGUGCCAGGGUACCAAAGUGGAAACAGUCAGCCUCAGAGAGAGGAGUUUUUGGGGGACCUGUGGCAAGAAGGGAAAGCAAGGGGACUGGAAAACAAUCUUAAGCGCUAUCAGAUGAACAACUAAACUCAGGAAGUUCCAACAGCUAAACAUAUGCAUUCGAUGGAACUUUUUAACUAGCUCCACCCAGAUAACACAUUAUUUUAUUUUAUUUUAUUAUUAAUCCAUUAUUAUUAUUUUAUUAUUAUUAAUCCAGUUAAUUAAUUAAUUUGUACACCACCCUUCAUACGAAGAUCACAGGAUGGUUCACAACAUUAAAAUGCAAAACGAGAACAAAAAAUACAUAAUAAAAACAAGAACAAAAACAAACCAAUUUUUAAAAAAAAUUUCCUUCCAGUAGCACCUUAGAGACCAACUAAGUUUGUUAGUGGUAUGAGCUUUCGUGUGCAUGCACACUUCUUCAGGUGUCUUAGUUGGUCAGUUAGUCUCUAAGGUGCUACUGGAAGGAAUUUUGUUUGUUUGUUUGUUUCGACUACAGCAGACCAACACGGCUACCUACCUGUAACAAAAACAAACCAGUAACCCUUCUCCCUCAAACACUUUUAAAAGGUCAUUGAAUAUUAAUAAGCCAAAGGCCUGGUUAUAGUUGAAUGUUUUUUUGCCUGGCAAGUGACAAGUGCCGUCUCUUCUGCCAUGUCUUGAAAAAACCAUGUCAACCUUUCUUUUUUCACUCAAUUCCUAUCUGCAAUAGAGAAACAGGGAGGGGGUGUAAUGCCCUUGUGCUCUGUGGGGAGCUGGCUCCAGGCCCUAGGCCCCUUGGCAGACCAACUAUGCGUUACAAAGAUGUCUGCAAAUGUGGCAACAUUAACCCCACCGUCUGGGAAUCCCUUGCAGAUGAUCGCAGAGCCUAAGAGAGUCAGAUUGUGUAUCCAUAGCAGUGACUAGAGUAAGGAUGACUCCUGGGAGGAGUGCAGAGAGAAGAAACGCCAUGGUGCACAUUUGUAACAGCAAAACUGGAUGCCUUCAUCUGCCCCGGCUGCAACAAAACAUGCCUCUCCCGUAUCAGUCUCUACAGCCACAGCAGGCGCUGUAACACUCCAGCAGUUUGACUUCACCCCCGAAGGUGCACUCCUCCAUUGUUUCCCGAGACAGGGAUGCCAUCAACAACAAGCUCCCUCAACUGCUUGGGGUUGAUCUCUCACCUGCCGCUGACUCCUUCCCACUUUUUCGCAGUCCUUUGGGGCCCUACCUGCAAACAGGGAAGUGUGUCAGUGUGUCUCUGUGUAUGUACAGUCAUACCUCUUGUUACGUUUGGUUCAGGUUACGUCUUUUCAGGUUGCGUCCCGUGGCGACCUGGAAGUACCGGAAAGGGUUACUUCCGGGUUUCACCGCUCGCGCAUGCGCAGAUGCUCAAAAUGACGUCAUGCGCAUGCGCAGAAGCGGUGAAUCACGACCCGCGCACGUGGAGAUGCGGGUUGCAUUCUGCUUAUGUUGCAAAUGGGGCUCUGGAAUGGAUCCCGUUCACAACCAGAGGUACCACUGUAUUCAUUUUGUGUGUUGUCUUCCCCCCUGUGCUGUGAAUGUGCUACUGGAGUAAAACUAGUGUCGGAUUCCCACAGACAUUUGUAGUUGGCCACUGUGAGAAGAGAAGGUUGGCCGGAUCCAUUGGCUUGAUCCAGCAGGCUCUUCUUGUGUUCAUAAUUCUUACCUGAUGGUCUGUGUCUGUUUCCAGAGGCUGUAAGGCCAGAGGUUUCCCCAGACACUGGAAGGGAUGGCAGGAAGCAAACAAGCCUCUUUUUCACCUCCUCUUUCUCACCCACCCACUUGAACUCUUAUCUUCCCCUCAGGAUCUGAUCUGUACUCGCCUGGAGGUACUGAGGAAAGAGAGAGAGAGAAUUCUGGCAUACAAAGCCAACACGGAAAGAGAAAGCAGAGACCUGCUUGUAAGCGUUGCCUCAUUUUCAACUACUGCUGCAAGGGGAACGAGUACUUGAAUCAACAAAUAUGAUUCUUUUCUGGAGUAAUAUAAAAUGGAGGCAUCCCAAAAGUUCUUCUGUCCUGCUUUGCAGAGCUAUCUGUUGUUUGGAAUUGUCCUGGGGCAGAUCUACACUCGUAGUUUAUAACGUUAAAAUGUGACGCCAGAGCGAGUCUCCAAUAAUGGAAAAUUGCAAUUCAGGAUUAUAGAACGUUAUAUUUUUUUAAAAAAGUUUAGCAGAUCAAUGUAGAUCCACCCCUGGUCUCCUGUAAAAAUUCUUAAUGAAAGGCCUUUCUAAGGUUGGGCUCUUGUAAAUCUUUAGGAAACACCCACCCUCUUUAAGUGUUAAAGUAAAUAUGUGAGGGGGCUGAGGACCCUGGAUUCCUCCCUCCCCCCUCAAUGUGGAAGGCAGUACUUCUGUAGCAACUCUUUUAUGUCUGCGUAGGUUCCCAUCCCAUUUUCUUUAUGGUGUUUAUAGCCCACUCUUUAACCAAAAAGGCCUUCCGAGUUUCCAAAAAUCAGUACUGAGAUGGUCCUUGCCCUCAGGCUUACAGUCUGAAAAGAUCUGACACACACAGAAGACUCAAAACAUUGACUUCCAUGAGUUGGAACGUAACAGAAAUGGCAUUGGGGAAGGGACAGGCCUUGAGUACUUGUCCCUGCUAUAUCCCAACUUGUUUACUGAAGUGCCUGAAUAAGGCUGGGUGUUGAUUGUGGUCUGUAGAAUAUCUGAGGUGCCCUUCCAGUGGAAUUCUCCCCUGGGAUCUUCAGAUGAAGGGCAGUAUAUGUUAAGUUGUGGGUGAACAUAUCAGACGACACAGCGAUUCUUCAAACAGCUCUUUUUUAUUCACAGGCCAGGACAGAACUGAACUGAAGGGUUCAGUCAGCCUGCUUAUAUAGAGCUCCAGUACAACGUAACUAACAAUUUUCUAAAACUAUCCAAUCACUGAACGUCACUUUCGAUCCCUUAUUUGCAUAACUAUCUACAGUAUCCCCCUGCUGGCCCAGGGUGAGAACUUCAGUACAUAACAGUAUGCAUAUUUAACAGAUGAUGAUGAUGAUGAUGAUUCCCAUAACUUACCUCUUGAUGUUCUAAAGACAUCUGCUUUUCCUCCUCUUUCCAAAUGCUUCUUUUAGCUUUUAACAGAAGUGGAAAAACAGAAGACGGCCGAAAUGUUCAGACAAUUACGGCAGUUUCUGGAAGAGCAGGAGCAGGUUCUUCUGGCUCAGAUGGAAGAGGUGGAGAAGGAGAUUGCAAAGAAGAGGGAGGAGCACCUGGACAGACUCUCCUGGAAACUCUCCUCUCUCGAAAGGAUCAUGCAGGAGAUGGAGGAGAAGCACCAGCAGCAGCCAGCAAGUGAUCUCCUGCAGGUCAGAUUAGGGCAGAAACAGCCUCGUGUUGGACUGAUUCCAAACCUUGGACCGCUUCAUUCACUUAAAAAAGCAGCGGAAAGAAAGCAGAGUGUGGAGCGGAGAGCCAGGUCUCUCAUCAGAGCAUAGCUGUCAACGUUUCCCUUUUUAAAGGGGAAUUCCCUUAUUCCAAAUAGGAUUCCUCGCAAGAAAAGGGAAAAGUUGACAGCUAUGCAUCAGAGUGAAGCAACUUGCCUUGGGAGCAAGCUCUCCUGGAGGAGGUGCUGCCUGUGUCAUGCCCACUUCUCAUUGCCAAGCACCCACCACAGGAAGUGGCGGUAGUAGCUGGCUGGGCAAGGAAGCGUCGACAGCGGUGGAGGCUUCCCAAGAGCUGCUGCACCUCUCACCAGUGAGAGCCAGUGUGGUGUAGUGGUUAAGAGCGGUAGACUUGUAAUCUGGUGAACCGGGUUUGCUUCCCCGCUCCUCCACAUGCAGCUGCUGGGUGACCUUGGGCUAGUCACACUUCUCUGAAGUCUCUCAGCCUCACUCACCUCACAGAGUGUUUGUUGUGGGGGAGGAAGGAAAAGGAGAUUGUUAGCUGCUUUGAGACUCCUUCGGGUAGUGAUAAAGUGGGAUAUCAAAUCCAAACUACUCCUCCUCCUCCUCCUCCUCCUCUUCUUCUUCUUCUUCUUCUUCUUCUUCUUCUUCUUCUUCUUCUUCUUCUUCUUCACCACCUCCCUGCCACCACCUCACCAGCACCACCACUACCCACCCCCUCAUAACUCCCCCGGCACUGCCACCGCCACAACAGCGACAUCCUUCCCCUCGACCCCAGUGGCUGUGACGGGCCUCUCCUCUCCUCACCCCUGGGGAGCCAUCUUCCUCCUCUCCCUCUUGGGGGCAGCCCAGGGGUUUUCCCCAAUUUCCCCUGUUUUAAGUCAACCACCUUCCAAGUGCACCACUUUCCUUGUUGACUUAAUUAUCUCAUGUAGGUUUCCCACCCACCCCCAUGGGAAAGCAGCAAAAACUGCCCUCACAUUUGGGGGAAAUGACAUCCCCAAUCCUUGUGUGGUGUCUGCUAGGCAGGCCAGAGGGCCAGAGUGAAUGCUAGUCAGGGUCUGAGGCAUCUUCAUAGCAUGGCCUGAGGCAGGCAUUGAAUUCCUUCUCCUCUGUCUCUCUCUCUUUCCUUCUAGGACGUUGGAAGAACCUUGCCAAGGUAAGUGGAUCUCACUCACGGUAGGUAUCCUGCUGCCACCAGUCACCGCCUCCCUUGCUUCCCUUCCCCGUCACUAUUUCCCUGUCCACUCUCAAUUGCUAGGAGGGGAGACUCCACAAAAAAACCCACUCAAUAAAACAGGUGUCUGAAGCAACAUUGCCUUCUCCGUUUGCUCAACGCCUAGGUCCAAAGGCAACAUGGGGGUCCCCUGGAUGGGCUUUGGACAAAUAAUUUGAAUUAGUUGUACAUCUGUGGAAGGUCCUGCUGAACCUCUGCUCUAAAACCAGUUUUCAAAAGAUAUGUAGCUUGUCAAAGCCAAGGUCCCUUUCAACUCCUCAUUACCUCAGGAAACAAAUAUUUGCGUUUAACCGUCACAAAGAGGAAGCUGUUGGUCUCCCACACAAAAUCCGCGGACUUUCUUUAGGGCAACUGGGACGUUAGCUCCAACCAAGAGAGGCCAGUUUAGUCAUUCUAGCAGCAACCCACCCAGGGGACAACCCACACAGUUCCAUGCGCACACCUGUCUCACGGGGCAUCCAUGCGGUGGGGCUACUCACAAGGGGGUGGACUAUAUUCAUUUGCAACUUCAAGGUGCCACUCAGGUUCAGGACGGAGGUUAUAAGGAACACCUCAGUUUCGCCAACAGCAACCGGCAUCUUUCUCUUCUCCACAUCUCACUGGGGGGGUCAAACAGAGAAAUAAACUGUGAUGUGCUGUCAUUACACAGUGAAGUUGGAGCAGAGAUGGCCUAAGCAGGGUGGUAGCACGUGACAAGUGAUCUUUCAGUAGAUACAUGUGGGGAGAUGCAGAGACAUUUUGGCCCUCAGGUAUCUGGCUUUAGAGUCCAAACUGCCACAAGGGACGCGGGUGGCGCUGUGGGUUAAACCACAGAGCCUAGGACUUGCCGAUCAGAAGGUCUGUGGUUUGAAUCCCCACAACGGAGUGAGCUCCCGUUGCUCGGUCCCUGCUCCUGCCAACCUAUCAGUUCGAAAGCACGUGAAAGUGCAAGUAGAUAAAUAGGUACCGCUCCGGCGGGAAGGUAAACGGCGUUUCCGUGCGCUGCUCUGGUUCGCCAGAAGCGGCUUAGUCAUGCUGGCCACAUGACCUGGAAGCUGUACGCCGGCUCCCUUGGCCAAUAAAGCGAGAUGAGCGCCGCAACCCCAGAGUCGGCCACGACUGGACCUAAUGGUCAGGGGUCCCUUUACCUUUACUAGGAGUUAACAUUGUUUUUCUCCACCAGGAGUGAGAAAAUGGAGACACUUGUGAAUCCAGUGGCCUUCCCUCCAGAGCUGAAGCAGAGGAUCAGAGAAUUCCAUUAUAAAAAUCCCUCUCUGGAGGAACUUAUGAGACAAUUCAAAGGUAAUGAAGAAUGACUGCAAGGAUUUUGUGCCAGGCAUUAUUUGACUUCCAAAAUUAAUGUGUCAGGUUUUUAUCAUAUUUUAUAUUGUUCUUUCUACAGACAGCAGUAGCACCAGCAAAGCUUCCUUUUCAGGGGCCAAGACACCAUUUUCACCCAGAAUGCCCUAUAUACGUUGCCACAAAUCAAGGCCGUUUGCACUAAGCAUAUAGCAAAGCCUAGGUGUUCUGCUCCAACAUGUGUCAGUUUACAUUUACAAAUACAGUGGUACCUCGGGUUAAGUACUUAAUUUGUUCCAGAGGUCUGUUCUUAACCUGAAACUGUUCUUAACCUGAAGCACCACUUUAGCUAAUGGGGCCUCCUGCUGCAGCCGCGCCGCUGGAGCACGAUUUCUGUUCUCAUCCUGAAGCAAAGUUCUUAAUCUGAAGCACUAUUUCUGGGUUAGGGGAGUCUGCAACCUGAAGCGUAUGUAACCUGAAGCAUAUGUAACCCGAGGUACCAUUGUAAUCUCCUCUACCCACACUGAAUUCCAAUCCUCAUAAUAAUUGCAAGCCCAGAUCAUCUUUAGACUUCCUUUCUGCCCAUAUCAAAGCUCAUUUCAUGAAAACCAGGCAGUCUCCUGGUCCUUUUUUCGUUUUAGGUUUAUGCAGUUUUAUCCUGAAGAUUUUAUCAAUAUCAAGUGAUAAGUCCUCCUCCUGAACCCCCAACCAGUCCGCCAGGGCUUUUAAUAAUUUUGUUGAAAUGUCCUCAUCCUGGCUCUCUGGUAUUCCUCUCAGGCGGGGAUCAUCUUUAGACUUCCUUUCUGCCCAUAUCAAAGCUCAUUUCACUGUAUGAUACUGACAGCUGCUGAAAAGAGCUUCAGAGGGAGCAAAGUGAAGCUUGUUCUCAUAUCCUGACUUUUGCUGUGAAUGACCACAUUUCAAGUUUCUGCAUCCUGGAAAAGAUCUCCCUCCAUUCCCUUUCUGUCAAGGGUUGCAUUCCAUUACAGAAACAUUUUUGGGCAAAAACCCAUCCCACUCCAUAGCAACAGAAUCACAACUCCUAUCCUGAUAAACCCUGGAUGAGAAUGAGAACUUGCGGAAUGAGCAGUGAAUACUGGGCAGUAUCUUUACCUUUGUCCAUUUCCAAGUUUUUAAUACAGUGGUACCUUGUUUCUCAAACUUAAUCCGUUCCGGGAGUCUGUUCGACUCCCGAAACCAUUCAAAAACCAAGACGUGGCUUCCAAUUGGCUGCAGGAGCUUUCUGCACUCAAGCGGAAACCGAGUCGGAUGUUUGGUUUCGAAGAACCGUUCGCAAACCAGAACACUUACUUCUGGGUUUGCGGCAUUCGGGAGCCGAUUUGUUUGACAACUAAGUCAUUCGAGAACCAAGGUACCACUUUAUGGCUUUAGUAAAUCAAUGGCCUGCUUAUUUUAUGCUGUUGGUGUUAAGUACACUUUGCCACUUCUGAGUUACACAUUUUUAGUUAACUUUAAUCUGUCUUCCAUAUGCUUUUCUGGUUGUUAAUUACAUGUUCCACUUUAUAUUUUACUCCAAAGAAGGAAACAAGAGAGGAUUUGUUGCAAAGUGAUUGUUUUUGUACAAUAUUUAUUUUAGGUGCAACCUCGUAGAGCUUCUGAUUUAUAUCUUUAUUUUUCCCACAGACACUCUGUUAAUGAGACAACAGUUUCAGAAAGGUAAAUUUUCUAUGGAGGAUGACACUUGGGGAGGGAAUGGAGACUGGUGUUUCGUUGGCAUCAAACAGUCUGUUCUGCAGACUUUGGAAACACAAAUAGCUUUAUUAUCGUUAUGAGCCCUAACGAUAAUUUAGAUUUAGAGGGGUUGUGGCAGAAAAGGAACCUACUGGCACAUGUGGUGGUCUUGUAAACAUGUAUCCAAAUGUUGAGAAGUGGUGAUGAAGGAGAUUUCUGAAAAAAUAGACCCCAAAUUGUGUCCUUCAUCAAUUUGGAUGGAUUGAAUAUGGACUUAAUAUAAAAACAGCUUACAAUCCAGUUCCAUGCUGCUUUGCUGGAUACUGUCUUCUCCCAUCCCUGUGGAUCAGCCAUGACAAGGGGGUGGGACCAUCCACCUAUCACUCAGCUGAUGUCAGAUGACUGACACUUGCUCAUGCAGAAGAGCUGAGUAAAUGUUUUCUAGGUGGUUUUGCUUCUUGUAGAAGACAGCUUGAUAGACACAAGGGGCACAUUAUAAAUAUUUCGACAACAGAAACCCGAUUCAUAUGUGGUGGGAUUGUCCAUUAGUUAAUGAAUUUUGGAAACAGCUUGUCAUAGAAAUAUAAGGAAUUGUGGGUAGGAAGGUGGGAAUAUCUAAAUUAAUGGUUCUUAUUAAUCUGAGUAGCACUGAGUUAAAACAAAAGAGGAAUGUAAAUGGGUAAAAUUAGAUGGUAACUGCAGCCAGACAGGUUAUAGCGAGUAACUGGAAAAAUGCAGAAGAGCUAGGGGUGAACCAAUGGAGGAAAAAACUGAAUAAUAUUAUAAUUUUAGAAUAUCUAACUGUGAAAAUACACAGAAUGAAAGGAUUUAAGGUCAGUGAGAAAGAGGAGGAUUGGUUUGAGAAGAUAUUGAAUUAUUUGGGUAGGUUUGAACAAUUUGGGGCAAUUAAAAUGUUAAAAGUUAAAUAAACCUUAUGGAUGGAGGAGUAUAUAAAAUUGUAGAUAUGGUUGAUUUGAAUAUUAUUAUUGAUUAUGUAUACCCGCCUGGGGGGUUUCACUGUUUGUGUUUUGGUUGUUGGUAAAAAAAUAAAAAUUUUAAACAUUAAAAAAAAGAAAAGAAACCCAAUUCACUGAGAUUUAUUGUGGGCAAGUCUUGGAAGGAGGAAAGGAGAAUCCCAGUCCUUCAUGCAACGCAAGAAAAUCUUGCUGAUUUGAGAUGGAUUGUGAUUCCUGGGAUGUUUUAUGUAUCCAGAUGCCUGUCUGUCUCUCAGACUGAUUCUGCCUCUCCUUCUCUUUUCCUCUUCUCCCCCCCCCCCAUCCCACUUUACAACAGCAGAUAUAAUUAUGGAUCCAGACACAGCGCAUCCUCUGCUCAUCCUGUCUGAGGGCGGUAAAAAGGUGGAACGGGGAAACAAGCAGCAAGAAUUGCCCGACAACAUUGAGAGAUUCAACAAACUGACUUCGGUGCUGGGGUGUGAGGGAUUCACGGCAGGGAGACAUUUCUGGGAAGUCAUUCUGGGAGGGGAGGGGAUGUGGGCUGUAGGGGUCGCCAGGAAGUCUGUGAGGAGAAAGGGCUUCUUUCCCUUCAGUCCCGAGAAAGGAUUCUGGGCUGUAGGAAAGAUUAAUCAUGGGUAUUGCGUCUUGAACCCUCCCGAUUACCUUCCUCUGAGUGGGGAGCCUGAGAGGAUCCGAGUGACUCUGGACUAUCAAGGGAAGCAAGUGUCUUUUUUCAAUGCUGAAACAGGAGCCCUGAUCUACACAUUCUUGGGAGCCUCCUUCUCUGAUGAGACCCUACUUCCUGUGUUUUGGGUGAAAGAGAAAGCCCACCUCAGAAUUGUGGGAUGAAAGGUAAAGGGACCCCUGACCAUUAGGUCCAGUCGUGGCCGACUCUGGGGUUCCGGCGCUCAUCUCACUUUAUUGGCCGAGGGAGCCGGCGUUUGUCCGCAGAUAGCUUCCGGGUCAUGUGGCCAGCAUGACUAAGCUGCUUCUGGCGAACCAGAGCAGCGCACAGAAACGCCGUUUACCUUCCCGCCAGAGCGGUACCUAUUUAUCUACUUGCACUUUGAUGCGCUUUCGAACUGCUAGGUUGGCAGGAGCAGGGACUGAGCAACGGGAGCUCACCCCGUUGCAGGGAUUUGAACCGCCCAUCUUCUGAUUGGCAAGUCCUAGGCUCUGUGGUUUAACCCACAGCGCCACCUGCGUCCCUGAAUUGUGGGAUAGCCAACCUCAUAUAACCAACAUGCUUAAGUCUAGUUAAUGUACUAAAGGGUUAAUGUGAUAGAGCAAGCUGUCCUGCCAGGCUUAGCUAGGGCACUCCUUUGGAAGAAGAUAAUCAAAGCCUUUAUUCAACAUCAGUCUACCUGAGAAGCUCAGUGUGUAAGGUCAGAGCAGGUUGUUGCAGCUCAGGCCGCAUGGCUGUUAGAAUCCACUCUUGAGUUCCUAUACCAAUAACUUAGGAGCUUUCACUAUUGUAACGAAGCCAGGUUUUACCGCCUGUGUUUUCUGACUGAUGUAUGGAAAAACACAUGAACCUGACCUCUGAAGAGUUUGUAAGUAAACCAAUUUUUAACUGACCAGACGUGUGGUCUUUUUCUAUGCUAGGGGAAGAGGGGAACUUUAGAAGGAACUUAGAAUGGCAUAUUGUAAAGGUCUAACAACCUGUAUUUCCAUGCUUUACUUUGCGGCGUAUUUUGCAGUUUUAAAUCUCUGCUGGAGUUAUCUCCCCAAAGAGUACUUGCCCCAGACUUGGACCUUGGCAUCCAGGAACUCUCCUCUUAUUUUUCCUUGCCAGCCAACAAUAAUUACAGAAUGA
Molecule: messenger RNA, 10925 nt
Organism: Podarcis lilfordi (Lilford's wall lizard)
Lineage: Eukaryota; Metazoa; Chordata; Lepidosauria; Squamata; Lacertidae
Source: the annotation of a GenBank genome assembly